Molecule: messenger RNA, 2429 nt
Organism: Branchiostoma belcheri (Belcher's lancelet)
Lineage: Eukaryota; Metazoa; Chordata; Leptocardii; Amphioxiformes; Branchiostomatidae
Product: hemicentin-1-like
Exons: 8
Coding region: 109-1701 (530 amino acids)
Biological process (GO): homophilic cell-cell adhesion; heterophilic cell-cell adhesion
Cellular component (GO): adherens junction
Molecular function (GO): protein binding
Source: RefSeq, a predicted model, not a curated record
GUACCGCGGUGCUGUUUUCGUCCCGUGCAGGUAGAUCGUGACGGGGAAUGCAUGGUGCUGAUGUGACGACGCAGACCUGGUCCGGGCAGAACGUGGCGUGAAGAAGACAUGAAAGAGGCGGGAGGCAGAGAGGAGGGGCUGGCGGUAGGACUCCUACUCCUACACCUGGUGCCAGCUGUCUUUAGCAACAAAUUCAUGUCCGUCACAGUACAUGGAAUGGUCGGAGACACGGUAACCUUUCCUGCCAGCUACGACAGUGACAAGGACAUCAUAGUUCUAACAUGGAACAAACUAGACCAGGACAUAGAAGGCCGGAGAGUCCCCGUGUACAUCUACACGCCGGUGAGUCGGACUUCCCUGGCGCUGGGGCCGUUAAAGGGUCGGGCGGAGCUGCACCAGAACGGAUCGCUCACCAUCAGGAAAAUAAACGAGGCUGACGAGGGGCAUUACGUCAUGACUGUUCUGAUCGAUACGAUUGGUCAGGAGGAACAGUACGUUUUCCUGGAUAUAGUAGUUCCGCCCAAAGUGGAUAUCGGACUUGUGGGUCCAGAACUCGUGCCGACCAAUAGCAGUCUGACACUGAACUGUUCCGUGGACAAAACUAAUUCCAAAGUGAAGGCUGUUUUCUGGAUGAAGGAUAAUGAACUGCUCUCCAGGGAUACGACUCGCGUGGACUACGAAGGCCCCAACUCGUACAAAUCUUCCAUCCUCUUGGAAAAGAUGACCAGGAAGGAUUCUGGGAACUAUUCGUGCGUAGCGGAACACAUCAGAAGUGUCGUCGUGGACAGCGUUCAAGUGGAGGUUACGUAUCCACCGGUGGUACUAAACAUCACAAGUCCACGUUUCACAACCGUGGGAGCAACUGUAACACUAUGGUGUAUCGUAGACGGAAACCCUACCCCCAAAGUCCUGUGGUAUAAGAGCGGCAACUCCCAGCCAAUCGGCCUCUCCAGUACCCUGGACCACAUCGUCUCGUACCUGACGUUACACGAUCUGCAGACAUCGGAUAGCGGGGAGUAUCUCUGCAGGGCAUUUAACGGGAAAUACCGUAAUGACUCCAGAGCUGUGGAGUUGACCGUACUUGGUGAAGGGACGGCGUCGUAUUCCAACGACACAACAUCCAGGAGAAGGUGGUUAGAGUUCUGGAGCAUCAUGGGAGGUGCCGUUGGCGGUACAGCCCUGCUGCUGACGUCACUACUGGUCGUUAUCGUCUGUUCCAAGAGCAAAGGCAGGAGAAAGCCUCGGACCAAACACUGCGGGAAGAGCAUCAAGGCCAGGUCGUACAGGCUGAAUGACGGCACCCUCAUGCUUCAGGGGAGCUGUCCCGGUACUUUAGCCAGAAAGCCAGAACGAAUCUUGGCGAAGACCGUGUCAAGUUACAAACCUCCGGGAGACGGCGGUCUGACGUUGGAAGUGGAUGACAUCGUGGAGGUGCUUCACAAGGGCACCGACGGGUGGUGGUACGGUUUCUCCCGGGGAACGGUGGGACUCUUCCCCGCCUCUUCUGUCCAGGUCAUCGGUGGCAUGGAAACGGUCCAAGUUUCAGGAUACCAUUCCCUCAGAAGAAGUCACAGUCACAAUGAUGCGGACUGCCACAGAAGCAAACAUGGUCAUUUCACAAUUGAAGACCACAUCGUUGAAACUACUUCAAUGGCCCCAGAGAAAAAUGGCUGCCCGGAUAUGAGGAUUAUGGAGUACUGAGUAACCAACGUAACGUUACAACUUUGUACAUGACAUCUCGCGAGAGAUGACGAGAGUUGGUGUGGAUCUGGAGACAAGCAAACUAAUGUACAGAAUGUCCUUUGGAUGACGUAGGCUGUUCAAAAUGUGGCAAUUUUGAAGAAAAUCUCGACAUGUUAAGCUCAAACAGUCCUUUUGGUAUGAAUGUGUAAGUUUUUGUGUUAAGACUUUUACAGGAUCUCUUUUUCCAUGAAAAAGUGUGUAACUAGCUUUUUACAGCGUUCGCAACAACAGUUCUUGGCUAUAAGGGAAACGCACCUGUUUCAAUGACAUACAUGUAUGGGACAAUGUUGAGUAUACUAGUAUGAAAGUUCUGAGUUGGUAAAUUACAUCGUGAAAAUUAAACCGUUCUCCAACUCAAAGAAACUUGACUCGCCAGAAUUUUCGAUGUCUGAUCCAAGUGCAAUAGACACGUGAUUUACUGCACGUGUGACGUCAGCACUGGGUCAAAGUUCACUGAAGUCGAUAUCGCCCUCAGUCCCGGUUGACCGAGAAUCAAAUUUCUUUGAGUUGGAGAACAGUUUUAUUUUCACAAUGUUGAGUAUACGUUGUCAGGAUAUGUGAAAUCGUUGUGCUGAAUGUUGAAUUGCCAAGAACCGCAACGCAAGUUACAGUAUGUACAUACUUCCUUCUUGUAUCAUCCUAAUGCCUGGCAUUUUCAUGUGAAUAAAACAUUCAGAUUGUAAGGA